Poecilia reticulata (guppy) is the source of this 7308-nucleotide messenger RNA. It is a transcript of the gene st6gal1, whose product is annotated as ST6 beta-galactosamide alpha-2,6-sialyltranferase 1. The record is from RefSeq and is a predicted model, not a curated record. Gene Ontology annotation, molecular function: beta-galactoside alpha-2,6-sialyltransferase activity. Gene Ontology annotation, biological process: sialylation. Gene Ontology annotation, cellular component: Golgi apparatus. Lineage: Eukaryota; Metazoa; Chordata; Actinopteri; Cyprinodontiformes; Poeciliidae.
CACCACCAGCAAAGACACAACAAUGGAGGCAGAUGGAGCAGGCGUCCUGAUAGCUGUCCCUGCUGUUACACAGUGAUGCUUAAUGUAGCUGUAGGCAGUGCGGUAAUACAGAAAGCUUGGAGGAUAAGGACCCGAAGUUCCCUCGGCCUCGUUCCUCCAAAUGCCAACACCGGACACCGAGGGAGAACUCGGAUAGGAGGCCCGGACAGCGGGGCGGCAGGUCGGGACACUCAGCGGAAACAUGGCGGCGGCGACAACAAGAACAACGACCUGCUCGGUCCCGUGGCGUCAAUAAAUCAAAGGAACCGCACGACGUGACGGACGAGCAUCAUUUAGUUCAGAGAAGAUGAGACGAGACCUGAAGGCUGCAGUGUGUUUCUAAGCAACAACAAUACAGCAUUCGCUCAAACGCACCAUGGGCUACAAGAUUCCCGGAGCAGCGAUAGACAGGGUCAGCCUGCUGUGGCGUCUGAGGCGUCGCGCUCGCCGUGGAGCCAUCUGCAUGACCUUCUUCUGCAUCUCCAUGGCUCUUCUUUAUGCCCUGUGUGCUGAAAACAGUGUGCCUGUUACAGACGCCAUCUUUGGUGUGAGGGCACGUACCAGGGCUCAGCCUCGUACUCACUCAGUCAUCAAGGUGCUGCGAGGGGGAGCAAAAUCAAUCUACGCAGACCCUCAGAAGCACCCGGGUAUAAUUGCAGGUGACCCUCACCGCCCAAUUCCCGUCUUGUCUUCACCCAACCGCACCAACGAGGACUGGGAGUCUCCACCAAAACGAGCAACAAAAGCAAAAGAGUCCUCAGGCUUUUUUUCUCACCUGCUGCCAGGCCCUUUCACACGGGCACUGGAGACUCUAUUUGUAGGCCGUCGUAAAGGAGAGCUAAGCGGCAAAUCGGGCGACUCUGAGUUCUUCGGGUCUAAAGGGAUUUUAGGAGAUGUGUGGAAUGACGAGAUGUCCAGCAGCAUGCUGGGAAACAGGCUGAAGAAGGUGGUGCAGAACUAUCAGGCGAUGAAUAAAUACGGCGUAAAGGUGUCUGGACCUGGUGGCACCUCCAACCGGCCGAAACUGAGCGGCAGGGAGCUGCUCUGCCAGCUCAAGGAGAGGGUAGAGGUCACCACUUUGACUUCUGAUCAUCAGCCUUUCUCUGCGUUGACCCGGGCUCCCCUGCUGCUACCACCACAACAGCUGACCUCUGACCUCGGGCCAUACAAAAGCUGUGCAGUGGUGUCGUCUGCAGGGUCACUCCGCAAUUCUGGACUAGGCAAGGAAAUUGACACUCAUGACGCGGUGCUACGGUUCAACGCCGCUCCAACCAGUGGCUUUGAGAAAGAUGUUGGCUCCAAAACAACCGUUCGUCUCAUUAACUCACAGGUGAUGGCAUCUGAUGACCAUCGCUUCCUGUCCAGUUCUCUGUACAGCUCAGGUGUUCUGGUGGCCUGGGACCCCGCCCCCUUUUCCUCCAACCUCAGUCAGUGGUACAACCACACAGACUAUCCCAUCUUCAAUCAGUAUCAGAGAUAUAGGAGGCUUCAUCCGCAGCAGCCCUUCUACAUCCUGCAUCCUCGCUGCGAGUGGCAGCUGUGGCAGCGGAUUCAGGACAACAUGGCUGAACCCAUACAGAAGAACCCGCCCUCCUCUGGCCUGCUCGGCACCAUCCUGAUGAUGUCACUGUGUGAGGUGGUGCAUGUCUAUGAGUUUCUGCCGUCUCGCCGAAAGACGCCACUCUGCCACUACUAUCAGCGUUUCUAUGACGCCGCCUGCACAUUCGGGGCUUACCACCCGCUGCUGUACGAGAAGAACCUGGUCAAGCGCAUGAACCAGGGCUCUGAUCAGGACAUCUACAACCAUGGGCGCGUCACGCUGCCUGGGUUCAGUGCCAUGAACUGCACAGUGGAAGUGGUGCAGGAGCACUGACUGAAACGUGCAUGACGAGUGAGGAUGGACGCAUGUCAACCUCAUAUCUGAUGCUUUUCUUUAAAGAGUGCCCUAUGUUGAUGUUAAAUGACGAUCCCGCAGAAAACACUGGCGUGAAAUGACAAAAACUGGCACUAGCACUUAUAUGUAGGUAAGCUGCUCCAAACUAAGAAUUAUAUACAAUCAAAACCUAAACCUCUGCACGUUCCUUACUGCUGAUUUACAAAAAAUUGUAAUUCUUUAUAGUACUAAGAAACAUCAGCUAAACAUACAGAGAUAUCAAACGAUUUUAAAAGGUAAUUGCAAAUUCUUUCACUCUAAAAACAGGAAUUUUGUCUGUAAAAUCAUUGGACUCUGUGUCUUAAAAACUAAAAUGAUAUACCUUGUAAUAAGUCCAUUUUUAUGGAGAACAUAAAACCUAACUCCAAAGAAGCAAAGGGACAUGUAUAACAAAAAUCAAACUUGAUCCUCUAAGCUCAACCUGGUUAAGUUUCUAUUUUUUAAUAGGUUUUUGACUAACCUGGGUUAAAACAUUCUCAGAAAUUAACAGGAUAGUCUUCAUUCGACUCUGUCGCUUUCAGCUAGAAGUUCAUUUCCUGUACCUACCUGACCCUCUUUUCUCUGAAGUUGCUUAUUUUCUAUCAAACAUAAACCUUAAUGGAAAAUAGAUCAAUUUAGGAUAAAACUGAAAUAUGACUUGUCUCCUAAACAAAAUGCUACACGUAAAUAUAAACUUCCAGGUUCUGUUUGUACCUAUAAAAUUAUAAUAGUUGUAUCUGACCUUUCAGAUUGCUUCUGUUUCAGUUGCUGUUGUUUAAAAUGAAAGGACUAAUUUUUGUUUUCCGGUUAAUUUGAGAAUUUCUGAAGUUAAAAAAGGCUAAGUUCUCCACUGCCAGCAUCUGACUGGGUGCCAUCACUCGGCUCAUUUUACACAUUUACAUGUAACUGUCUUGAGGUUUAUUUUUGUUUCAUUGCUCAUUUAUCUCUUGGGCAUUAUUGUUUGGGGAGUUUAGCUGCCCUUCUUGCCAAGGCUCAGGAAGCCCCACUGUUGAGGUGACAGAUGUAGAAUGUGGCCUGUUAAAUGACUGCAAAUAAAAGUUCAUUAUCUCUGAAGUUCUGACACUGAAAAAUCCUAUUGCCCUCAGAAUAGAGGUUAGUUUUGCUUUGAUUUAUUUUUUUUUCCAUGCAUGUUUGAGAAAUCCUUGAAUCUGCCUUGACAACUAUUCAGCUGUGCAAAAUGCUUGGGUGGGCUGAGGAAGAGGUUCCAGUUUCCCAGCUCCCGCCUCAGAGCAGCCCUCCCCUGUGACUCCUUCAGACUAGCCAGCAGCAACUUUAAAGCACCUGGUGGAACUGCACCAUUAUACAAGCUACUUCUUAGUGCAAUGCCUGUAAAAAUGCUGUUAAAGGCUUGAUAGAGGAGCAGGGUUCCUUCUUCCUGAAAGCAGCGUGUCAGAGCAGCAGUUUGUAGAGACUGAGGCCCAAUUUCAAGGAAUUAAAUUACAAACUGAAAUUUAUUUUAAAUCAUAUUUGAUAUAUACAGCAUUGUUAUAACGACUGAACUAAAGUCAACAAUUACUCAAAUGUGCUACAAAAUGAUCAUGUCUGGCUAUGAAACACAAUACUGCCCCUUUAAGAGCACGUAGAAAAAUUGCCACAUUCCGUUUUGCCUAACCCCUAACUAUCAACAUAAAUCCGAAUAACCAAUGUAAAGCUGAAUGACUGAUGUAAAUUACAUAUUUUUAGGUGAUGUGAUGAAUCAUUGUUCAAUUGGAAAAGGUAAAAAUCACUAAGUAUUAAAAAUACUUGAUUUCAAAAAAAUUGGUAAACAAUUGAAACUAAUUUAACAAAAGCUAAGUUUGAGUCUAGCUGGAUUUUUAAUGGCUUUAGUCUUAAAGCUGUUUUAACACCUAAGUGAUGUUGGCAUACAGUCUCCAAAAAACCCAUUUAGAAAAAAACCUGUGGAUCUCAGAAAGAUGCUUCUGUUCUUGGAAUCCCAGACUGUCAAUGGUACCUUCUGCUUUAGGACCCCCUCCACUGUCUUAUGAGUUCAUAUAAUGCACUUACUAUCUUACUUAUAUUGGACAGUGAGACAAUUAUGUUUUGCAGUAAAAUGAAUGGCAAAAAACUAACUUUCAACUUUCAACUAGCACAAUCGACUUGGUGCACAACUCAGAUGUGUGUGUGCUCCUGCCCAGAACUCAGAUGUGUGUGUGCUCCUGCCCAGAUAAGACCACUAAUCCAGGGGGAAGUGCAGAGCAUGCAGAUCUCUACUUUCUGCAGUAAAUGCACAGUGUUCACACUGCUCUAUCCAACACAACCAUCUAAUGACUGGUAAAAGACCAAACUUAAGUUAUACUAAAAUAGCAUCUUUAUCUGCGUCAUGGUAGCAUCCAGAACAUACAGCAGCUACACCCCAAAAUAUCUUACUACACAAAUCUCUUGUGGCAUCAAUCUCUUUGUUUCUUGGGAUACAUUUGUUGUCUAAACAUGGAGUAUGAGGUUGAGAGACUGGUCAGGAAGGAAGAGUCCUGCACAAUGCAUGUUUAUAUACAUUUCAAAUGUACCAGUUCUACAGCCCUGGUAUUCUAGCAGCUUAUAUAGCUGCUAGAAUACCAGGGAGGAAAGUAGCUGGUUCUUGGCUAUUCAAAGAAAAAGGGAGUUUAAGUUUCAAAAGGGUUGUUUUACAGAAAAUGCACGAAUUUCAUUUAUGCAUACAAAGUGUAUUACAAUGAUGGUAUAAAAAAAUUAAGUUAAAAGCCAAACAAUGGCUCUAAAUAACACAAGAUUUUAUUUAAUGCUGAAUAGACUUUUGGAUGUCUGCAGAUGUUCAGGCUUCCUGCUUGCUUUCUUUAAGCUUACUACAGCCAUAGUAAGUUUAGCUUUUCAUAAAAAUUGGAUUAGUAUUUUAUACAUUCUUUAAGAUCAUUUUAGCCAGUAAGCCAGCACUGAUUGGCACAGCGAAUUGUGAGUUUAAGGUCACAGUUUCAUCAUUUGUAAGCUUAUUAGACUGCCUAGAGAUGAAGCUGUGAUGGUGUGUAAAUGUGAAAGUUCCCACUCCUUUAGUGAAAAGAACAGUGGAGUGUUGCAUUUACAGCACGGGAACAAGAUCUAAAAAUGUCUGACCCUUAACUGUAGAGCAGUUUAAACUGUCCAGGUUUCUGUCUCAGAUGUAUUCCUAAGCAUUUAGCAAAUAUGUUGUUCACACUUUUUUGUGCAUGUGUGUGCAUUCACAGAAUGCCUCUGCUUUUGUUUGUAGAAAUCACAAUAACUAUUGCAGCUUUUCGCUGGAAACUAAAACUUCUGUUAACCUAUGCAUGGCUAUUUUUUACAGUGAAGAGCCACCCAGUUGUACUUUCACCUACUGUGUAUGCAUGUGGAAUGUGUAAAACUUUUCUCGGAAGUUGCUUUGUUACAAGAGAAAGAACAAACCAUUUAUGUAACAGCAUGGCAGCUAAUGCAGCUCAUUGUUUUCUUGUUGCCAUGGAAACUGACAGUAAAAACCUGCGUGGAGCUCCUUGAACUUUAAACAGCAUGUCUACUUAACCAGAGUGCAAAGUGAGGCUCAAACUCAAGGCAAGCACACAAUUCUUCUGAGAAAGUAGCCAUUUUUUGUGUAACUGCCAUUUUAUCCUAAAAAUACAUCUUUACAUAUCUCUGGUACAGAUGAGUUUUACACUGAAAUACAAAAUGACUGAGUUUUUCACUGGAGUCCUUGAAACCCGCCCCCCAAAACUUUCACCAGAAUCUGACUGGUACAUCUCAUAGUGCUUCAAAAAGCACUAUGAGAUGCUUUUUCAACCACUGAAUCAACCACUGAUGAUUCUUUUGUUACUUAGUAGAAACAAGAUGGUGGGUCAACCACCAUAUUAUGAAUAGAAACCAAUAAAAGUAUGGCUGGAAAUGGUUUUCCUUUAAUAAAGAGUCCAUCAUUAUUGGACUAAGGAGAUUAAAAGUAACAGUGGUAAAGAUCUGUUGAGUCUGGCUGAUAUUUAAUUUCUUUCCUGUAUUAUAUUAAACAGAUUAACUGUGCUGCUAAUUUAAAGUAUCAUAUCAGACCAUGCAGCUGGCCAUAACUUCCUUAUUUAUAACUUUUCAUGCUGUUGUACAAACAUGAACGUAGGACCCCCAUCACUGAUGUGCCAUCUUUUAUAUUCAGACCCUGUAGCACAGUGGUUCCUAACAGGUCAGGUUACGAGUCUGCAUUUCAUUUAAUGCUACAUGUGUUAAAAUGAAAAAAUAAGUUAAAUUAGAAAUAAUAUUUAUUGAUCACAUUUGCUUUGUGGUCCCUUUGUUUAUUUCACCUACUUCGUGUUGAUUCAAUCAACAGUCUGGGCCUCUCCCAUAAAAUUCGGGUGUCAUCAGUAUAAGCAUGUAUAAGUUUAAUAAAUGACACUAUGUAUGGCCUAUAAAUGGUUUUCCAAAUGCAAAAGAACAGCAUGCAAAUAGAGUGCAUACCGUUAACCUCAGAAGUUUAUAAUUGGACCUGGGAAUUAUAACUGUCACCUUCAGUUACAAAUGAAAGACCUGGGAGAUUUUGCUAACUAUUAUACAAUAUAUUUUCUUGUAUUUUUUCCAUUUAACCAAUGUAGAAACACAUUUACCUGCAGAUCAUCAAAAGUGCAAAUACUGCUAUGUUGAAUAUAAGCAGUCAACUUCGCUGGUGAUUAACCACCAACUGUCCAAGUUAGUAGUAUGACUUUAGAGAGUACUCCAGUUGAUCUUUUUCUGUAUUUAUAACUUAUAACUUGAGUCCAACUGGAAUGCACUAUUGAUCGUAGCAAACCCUAACCCUCCCCAGUGAACUCUGCCCAGCCAUGUAGCUGCUACUGCAGUUUGAUUCACAUGCUGCAUUGUUGUUGGUUUACAAAACUGCUGAUUUCUGCAACAAAAUGUUACGUUUAAAAAAGCUAUGUAGUUUUUUUUUUUUCAUGGACAUCAUAGCAUGUAUGUAAGCUAAGAGAAUGCUGGCUUAUUUUUUUGUUUUAUUUUUUGUUUUUACCCAAUACAUCGAUUAUUUUCGUUGUUUAAAUUGAAAAACAUUUCCUAUGCAGUUGCACUAAUGUCUUUAAUUAGCAUGUGUCAGAAGAUUUUGUUGUUUUAACUAACCGAUGUACAUUCAAUUCUGCUCUGACUUCAUACUUUGAGUUUCUCAGAGACUUGGUUGGACAUAUUUAAGUAUUUUUUAUGUGUGCUUUUCCUCCAUUGUGUCCCCUUGCUACUUAGGUGCAAGGUCAAAUGUAAAAUACGAUUGAUUUGUGUUUAGCAUCGAAGAACACUGUCACAAACAUUUUUAACCUCAUUUUGCUGUUUUUGAUGAAAGAUCUGCAAAAAGUCAUUUUCUGCACCUGAAUCUGUUUUUUUUUCUGAAGUGUAAAUAUAGACUGCUUGAAAACAAA